AAUCUUAAGCAGUUGUUGUUUGAAUUUGUAUCUUUCAGAUAACAUGGGAAAAAUUAAUGGGUAUAAAUGAUAUUUGUUCCUUAUUCUUUUAAUAGAAAAUAUUGACGAAAAGAGGAGAAGAUAAAUUUUUUAUUCUUUCUCUCAAUUUAGCUCUCUUUGAAAUGCUUUUAAAAUAAGCGCUCUUCAACUAGUAUAUACAACAAAAUUAAGUUAAAUGAACUAACCAGUGCUUUAAUGUUUUUCAUAUUCAACAUCGUAGAUAAAAAUGGAAGGUGGACGGUCUCAUAGAUGUCAUGCACUUGAAAAUAUAGACAUUCAAUCGUGGUCAAUUAUAAAAGAUGUAAAUGGGAAGGAGUUUGUUGUAAAAUCCUACUUCAACAUGGGUACAUCUGUUCAUUAUGAUGUUCUGCUGUAUGAUGGUAUGGAUGUGUGGGCAGAAGAUAUUGAUGAAGAUACCUUCAAGAAAAAAUGUAAGGAGUACAAUCCUAAUAUCGAAGCGAAGCUGCCAAUGCUUUUAACUCAUGUUAAGAAGAGUUUACAAGACUGCUCAACAGCAAAUAUCAAAAAUUCAACAUCAACUGAAGUGCAACUUAUUGUAGAAAGCAAAAUACAGGCCGGUUUACCGUUUCACUGGACCUUUCUGUUAAAGAAAUGCCAAACGCAUACGCUAAAUAAGCAUAUCGUAAACCCGAUGUUCGUAAUGGUAAAAGAAUUGUUUCGUCGUCAACAAGAGCUGUUUAACUUGCUUGAAAUGAAAGACAGAGAGAUACUUGACUAUCAAGAUCAAGGGAGUUUUGUUUCAAGAAAACACUUGCAAACGCGUCCAUUCCAAAGAAAUAUAUUCCAAACUAUUUCAAACGUUAAUGAGAAAUUUUUAUCCUAUUGUGAAAACUCGUCUUGUAUUGCCUCGCUGAGUUCACCAGAAGUGUCUGACUUGUAUCGCAGUGUUAUGCUAAAUACACAGAAGCACCAAAACAUUGCAGUGACAUCAAGCACGUUCGAUACAUUUGAAACGUCUGAAAAAACCCCGAAACAUGCACCAUCGUGGUCCGGACGAGUACCGGAUUCCAUUGGAAACGAACAAGACGCACAUAUUGUUUCCAACGAAACUAUCCCACCGGAACAAUCUCCUGUCGAGGAUAUUGAACAGGAGAGGAGGGAAGCUCUACGAAAACGUUUGGAAGAGGAAAGCAUGCGGAAAAAGAAAAAGAAAAAAAGAAAAUUAAAUAUAUAAAUAUUUAACUUAUUAUGUUUUAAUGUGAUUGUAAUUUUUACAUUUUGAAUUUAUUACACGUAAAUAGACUAAUUAGAACCA
This is a messenger RNA of Hydractinia symbiolongicarpus, 1315 nucleotides long. RefSeq names its product non-homologous end-joining factor 1-like. The transcript is spliced from 8 exons. NCBI's taxonomy places the organism in Eukaryota, Metazoa, Cnidaria, Hydrozoa, Anthoathecata, Hydractiniidae. Gene Ontology annotation, molecular function: DNA end binding. Gene Ontology annotation, biological process: double-strand break repair via nonhomologous end joining. Gene Ontology annotation, cellular component: DNA ligase IV complex; nucleus. The record is from RefSeq and is a predicted model, not a curated record. The coding region runs from base 266 to 1234 and encodes 322 amino acids.